Molecule: messenger RNA, 432 nt
Organism: Hibiscus syriacus
Lineage: Eukaryota; Viridiplantae; Streptophyta; Magnoliopsida; Malvales; Malvaceae
Product: protein E6-like
Exons: 1
Coding region: 1-432 (143 amino acids)
Source: RefSeq, a predicted model, not a curated record
AUGGAUACCAAUGCCGAGAUCAACACUCCCACCACUACUUCCACUUUCGAAAACGUUCUCUUCACCGACGAAAGAUACGAGACAGGCUACGAGAAAAACAACAAAGAUGAGUACACCACGAGCAAUUACAACUACAAUGACGAUGACUACACCCUCAGCAACUACAAUACCAAUGGCUACGACGGCAACUACAACAAUAAUGGAUACGAGACCGAGAGACAAGGAAUGAGUUACACCAGAUUUGUGGAAGGUGGUAAGCAUUUUUAUAAUGUGGAGAACAAGAAUUUCUACCCUAAUGAAUAUGAGUUUUCAUCGAGCAAGGAAACUAGUGAAAAUGAAGGUUACUACGGAAAUACAGAGAACCCCAUGGAAGAUGAGUACCAGGAGAGACAAGAAGAGCAUGUGCCCUUGAUAUUUGGUUUGGAAGAGUGA